GCGGUGCCGCCUGCCCGGGGCCGCUGCCGGCGGCUCCGCGUGGGAGGCGGCGGCGCCGGGCGGAGGCUCCGCGGCCGCGGGGCCGGGCGGGCUGCGCGGGGCUGCGCGGGGCUGAGCGGGGUGUUGGUGGUUCCGCGGAUUUUGCGGGGUAUCAGUGGCUGCGCGGAUUUUGCGGACUGAGCAGGGUAUCAGUGGCUGCGCGGACCGUGCGGGCUGUCGGUGGCUGCGCGGAUUUUCCCGGCUGUCGGUGGCUCCGCAGAUUUUGCGGGCUGUCGGUGGCCGCGCGGAUUUUGCGGGCUGAGCGGGGUAUCGGUGGCUGCGCGCACCGCGCGGGCUGCGCGGGGCUGCGCGGAGCAUGUCGGCGCUGCGGCGCAAGCUGGGCGAUGAGUACCAGGUGGUGAGCACCUCGGCCAGCGGCGGAGGCCUGCCGCCCCCGCGCAGCGCCCCGCGCGGGAAGCGCCAGCGCUUCGUGGACAAGAACGGGCGCUGCAACGUGCAGCACGGCAACCUGGGCGGAGAGACCAGCCGCUACCUGUCCGACCUCUUCACCACGCUGGUGGACCUCAAGUGGCGCUGGAACCUGUUCAUCUUCAUCCUCACCUACACCGUGGCCUGGCUCUUCAUGGCCUCCAUGUGGUGGGUGAUCGCCUACAUGCGCGGGGACCUCAACAAGGCGCACGACGACAGCUACACGCCGUGCGUGGCCAACGUCUACAACUUCCCCUCCGCCUUCCUCUUCUUCAUCGAGACCGAGGCCACCAUCGGCUACGGCUACCGCUACAUCACCGACAAGUGCCCCGAGGGCAUCAUCCUCUUCCUCUUCCAGUCCAUCCUGGGCUCCAUCGUGGACGCCUUCCUGAUCGGCUGCAUGUUCAUCAAGAUGUCGCAGCCCAAGAAGCGGGCCGAGACGCUGAUGUUCAGCGAGCACGCCGCCAUCUCCAUGCGCGACGGCAAGCUCACGCUCAUGUUCCGCGUGGGCAACCUCCGCAACAGCCACAUGGUGUCCGCCCAGAUCCGCUGCAAGCUGCUCAAGUCCCGCCAGACUCCGGAGGGAGAAUUCCUGCCCCUGGAUCAGCUGGAGCUGGACGUGGGCUUCAGCACGGGGGCUGACCAGCUCUUCCUGGUGUCCCCCCUGACCAUCUGCCACGUCAUCGACUCCAAGAGCCCCUUCUACGACCUGUCCCAGCGCAGCAUGCACACCGAGCAGUUCGAGAUCGUCGUCAUCCUCGAGGGCAUCGUCGAGACCACGGGGAUGACGUGCCAGGCCAGGACAUCCUACACGGAGGACGAGGUGCUCUGGGGCCAUCGCUUCUUCCCGGUGAUCUCCUUGGAGGAAGGGUUCUUCAAAGUGGAUUAUUCCCAGUUCCACGCCACCUUCGAGGUGCCCACCCCGCCCUACAGCGUGAAGGAGCAGGAGGAGAUGCUGCUCAUGUCCUCGCCCCUGAUCCCGCCCGCCGUCAGCAACAGCAAGGAGAGGAACAACUCCGUGGAGUGCCUGGAUGGGCUCGACGAGGUGGGCACAAAGCUGCCCUCAAAACUGCAGAAAAUCACCGGGAGGGACGACUUCCCAAAAAAACUGCUCAGGAUGAGCUCCACCACCUCGGAGAAGGCCUACAGCAUGGGCGAUCUGCCCAUGAAACUCCAGCGCAUCAGCUCGGUGCCCGGCAACUCCGAGGAGAAACUGGGCUCCAAGACCACGAAGAUGAUGUCGGAUCCCAUGAGCCAGUCGGUGGCAGAGCUGCCCCCCAAGCUGCAGAAGCUCUCGGGGGGCGGGGGCAGGAUGGAGGGGAACCUGCCGCCCAAACUGCGCAAAAUGAAUUCCGACCGCUUCACAUAACACGGCUGGCACGGCGAGGAGGGCAGCGGGGGCUGCCGGGGGCUCGGGGCCGCCCAGGAGCCGGGGUGGGCUCGGGGGAGCCGGGGUGGGCUCGGCGCUCCAGGAGGCGGGAGCGUCCCGCGGGAUUCGGAGCGAGGGCCGCGUCCCCGGCCCGUGGGAGCCCAGCGCAUGCAAUAACUGUGUGCAAUCUCUGCGUCUCGUCCGUGGCAUGACUCCUCCUGUAUUUAUACUCUGUACCCCUGAACACGCAGAGGGGCCGUCCUGCCCCUGCAUUCCCGAGGGAAUAGGGACAACGCGGAGUGGGGAACUUGCAGGGUAAGCGGAACUCGAGUUGAAAGCCUUUGGGUUCGGUUUUUUUUUCCUGCCGUGGGUCAUGAUUUGCUCACCCAAGUUGUUUGCUGCAUGUGGUUUUUUUUUAACUCCAAGGAGGUGUUUUAGUUCACCCCUCACAUUGAAUCUGCUCGCCUUAAAUCCACUGCUGGUUUCUAGUUUGCUUUCAGGUUUGGUUUUUUUUUUGUGGGGGGAGUUGUUCCCUGUGUCAAAGCCACCAGGAAAAAUACCGGGGGGAAAAAAUAAAUAUCUGUGUUUCAUCAGGCUUUGUUUAGAAAAGAAACUUGUGUUCUUAAGCCUGGAGCAAAGUGAUAAAUAAAUGACUCAAGUUCACACUUUAGGUACAAUUAGUAACAUUUUUAUAAAAAAAUCUUUGUGGUUUAUAUGUGGAAGAAAAUCAGCAGGAUGUCCUUGAUUUCUCUGGUUGCUGAAACAGCCAACCAUGGAAAAAGCUGAAUGUGCCCGCGGUGCCCGGCAGGCUCUUCUCUUGGGAGAACUGCACCCCAGAAGCAGAGCCCCAGUUCCCCCAGUCUCCCUGGAUUUCCCUGCCAGGCAGGGCAGGGUGCUCCAAGCCUCGUUCCUGGGUGGGUUUUUUUUGGUGAACGCCCUGUUUGACCUUGUUCUGAGCUGCAGGUCACCCUGGGGCUCCAGAGCAAGCCAGGCCUCGGAGGAAUGCUGAAGUGUGGGGCUGGUUGCUCUGUGGCUGUGCUUGGGUCUCCUUUGCCCACCUGCAUCAAGGCAGGGGGGCUCUGUGGUGAGGCCUGGGGGUGUGGAGCACUCCCCAAAAUCCAGAGGGCUGAGGUGCCCCUGGACCCCUGGGCUGUGUCUGGGGCCUUGGAGGAGGUUUGGGAUGGAGGGAGGGAUGGAUGGCACCGUCAGGGGUUGGGUGGGAAAGGCACCCAGCCCACCAGGAGCGGGGCUCCCUGUGCCAUCCCGUGGGUGAAACCCUUGGGAUCACACCCAGCUGCUCCUGGCUGUGGGCAGAGAACAUCCCAGGAUGGGCACGCUGGCUCCGGGCGCUCCCUGCAGCCGUGCCAGCCUUGCUGGAUAAUUAAUGACAGGGCUGAGGGGUUUUGAGGAGAAAAUUGGGAUUUUAUAGAUGCUGGCAUGGAACGAGGCCUUGGAAGCCCAGCGCUGCUGGAGCUGGCUCAGCCACCAGUGUCCCUGAAGUGUCAGUGUGUGACUGUCACUGUAUUCCCGAGGAUGCUGGGCAAUUCCCAGAGUUCCUUCCCAUGGUUCAUCCUGAUCUCACUCUUAUUCUUCUCUUCGUCUAUCCCAAUUCUGUUGUUUUCCUUAUUCUAGUUUGUUUCUUAUUCUUAUUCUUAUUCUCUUCCUCUUAUUCUAUUCUAAUUCUUAUUAUUUUCUAUUCUAUUCUAAUUUUCUUUAUUCUGUUAUUACUCUUAACCCAUUACUAUUCUGUCUUUUGUUCUUUGCUCUAUUUUUAUUCCUAUUCCAUUCUAAUUCUGUUCUAUUUUAUUCUAUUUCCUAUCCUACUUUAAUUUAUUCUAAUCUCUUACUCUAUUUCCCGUUCUUAUUCUUGAUCUAUUUUUAUUCUUAUUCUCUUCUUAAUAUAUUCUGUUUCCUAUUCUUAUUCCUGAGCUAGUCUUGUUCUAGUCUAUAUUAACUCUAUUCUAACUUUAAUUCUAUUUUGAUUUUAUUUUCUAAUUCUAUUCUAAUUUUAUUUCUAUUCUAUUCUAAUUUUAUUCCUAUUCUAUUCU
Molecule: messenger RNA, 3885 nt
Organism: Passer domesticus (house sparrow)
Lineage: Eukaryota; Metazoa; Chordata; Aves; Passeriformes; Passeridae
Gene: KCNJ3
Product: potassium inwardly rectifying channel subfamily J member 3
Exons: 3
Coding region: 356-1837 (493 amino acids)
Biological process (GO): regulation of monoatomic ion transmembrane transport; potassium ion import across plasma membrane
Cellular component (GO): plasma membrane
Molecular function (GO): G-protein activated inward rectifier potassium channel activity
Source: RefSeq, a predicted model, not a curated record